UAAUAAUCCGGCUCAUUGCAUCAAAACAGCAAAAUGGUGACGUGUUGGAAAACACGUUUGCUCUUCUCGCGAAUUCUGUGUCUAUUUCUUUUUCUAUCAGCAAUCAAUGUAUCUAUCUGUAAAGAAUGGAGUAAGGAAAACUUCCCAAAUCCCAUAAAAGACACUGAAAUGUGUGGGCGGCGUGGUGUGUCGUCGUGGAUUUGCGAUCCAGACGAAGUACUGAGUUACGCAGAUGCGAAUACUCUUGAAGAAAUGCUACGCAAUAUCGAACAGAAAACCACAUCGGGGUGCGAACACAGUCGUAAACCUGGAUAUCAGAUAGCUGUUGCCUUGAUGAAAAAGAUAAAACAUCACUAUGGAAUCAGCGGCGAGGAGUUAGCCCGAGAUUUCGCUGUUCAUUUGCAUGACUCAUGGGGUGUAGGACAUAGAGGUUGUGGUGACGGUGCUGUGUUCUUGCUCUCUGUGACCGAUCGCACAAUGUAUAUCUCUACUGGGAGAGUGGCCAAGGAAGUUUUGACUUCCGAUCAGAUAGGUAUCAUUUUUGACGAAAUGAAGCCCUUUCUUCGCAGUGAAAAAUAUGGUCGAGCGGUUCACUUGGGUGUCGAAAGAAUGGGGGAGGUUUUCAGUGGAAAAAUGCUGACGUCUGGGUCUCUUCUCGGAGUAAUCCUCAUCAUUGGGUUCUUCAUUUUCAUGGCUGCUAUUGUCGGCUAUAGUUUCUACAAGCAGAGACGGUAUGAAACGUGUCAAAGAAAACUUCAAAUAAUUGAAAAUGAGCGGAAUGCAGCCAAGGGUAAGAAAAGAUAUGAGUCCAAGUCAUGUCCUAUUUGCCUGGAAGAAUUCACACCUGAAACUCCUACCAGGCUUCUUGUAUGUGGACAUAAGUACUGUGAACCAUGCCUGAGUCGAUGGUUAGAGAAUAACACAACAUGUCCGAUAUGCCGCAAGCCUACAUCUAGAAAUGACGACGAACUUGGGUCACAGACUCUGGACUUUAUGCCUGAACUUGCUUUCCGCUUGAGAACUCUCCAAAUGCUCUACCCUUCGAUUAUUUCACAGGACAUGAUCCACCAUUGGACUGUUGGCCACUAUGGAGGCAGCUUCAUCUCUGACCCCAUGUUCUGUGAGGCACGGCCAAUGUUCUCGGGUGGGGAACCUGGUGCUUUUGGUAGUGGAAGUGGGUUUGGGGGAGGAGGUUCUAGUGGCGGGGGUGGGGGUGGUGGGAGUUGGUAAUUAACUCAAUAAAUGAUCGAGUCAGGUAUUGGCUGUUUUCAUAAGAGUUGAGAAUGUGUGAUUACUAACUUCUCCCUUCAUGGGGUGAGGUUAAGGGGUAUAGAAACACACAGUUACUUUAAAAAAUAGGUUAGAAUAAUUGAUAGAUAAGCAUUCAUUGUCAUGAAAUGUGACAGAAAAAGAAGAUUAAAUAACGAAACAUCCCAUCGCAGUUAGUUAGAUGUACAUAAUCAUUAAAGUUUUUUUUGUAUUGUGGUAGGGAACUCAGUUCAUAAUUAUUGCUACAGUAUGUUAUGUCCUAUAAGACAAUUAAAAUUACAAUUGAAUAUAAAGUA
Molecule: messenger RNA, 1565 nt
Organism: Nematostella vectensis (starlet sea anemone)
Lineage: Eukaryota; Metazoa; Cnidaria; Anthozoa; Actiniaria; Edwardsiidae
Exons: 1
Coding region: 34-1230 (398 amino acids)
Cellular component (GO): acetylcholine-gated channel complex
Source: RefSeq, a predicted model, not a curated record